AUGGAACUAGAAGUAGUAUCACAAAUGCAGCUUAUUUAUGAACCAGAACCUGAAUUUACAUUGGACCCAGAGACCUCGUUCGAACUAGAAACCACAUUAGAACCUGAAUCCUCAUUACCUGAAUUCCAAUUAGAGCCCGAAUCCCCAUUAGAACUUGAAUCCCCUGAAUCCCCAUUAGAACCCGAAUCCCCAUUAGAGCCUGAAUCCCCAUUAGAGCCUGAAUCCCUAUUAGAGCCUGAGUUCCCAUUAGAGCCUGAAUCCCUAUUAGAGCCUGAAUCCUCAUUAGAAUUAGGUAACUUGCUUUUUCAGCAUGGCCAGGAUUAUGCCUCUUUUGAGACCUUUAAAUAUGUUGCCAAUCAGUAUGCGGAAACAAGUGGGUUUAAAGUGAUUUCCUUAAAGGGCAACAAUUGUAGUGAUGGCUUGUGUAGUACUCAAAUUUUUUCCUGCGAUCGCUCUGGUAUGCACAAGCCCAAACCUAAAGAUCCAAAUAAGAAAAGCAGAAACAAAGAAUCAAAAAAAUGCAACUGCCCUUGGUCAAUUCGUCUCAAUUAUAACCCGGAAGACGAUAAAUAUCAUAUUUCGCAAGUCGAUCUCCGCCAUAAUCACAACCUUAUUCCUCCCCAACUUAUGCACAUAUCACCUUCAAAUCGCGAAAUACCUACCUUUAUUAAGGAAGAAAUUUUUACCUUGAGAAAAGCAGGAAUUGCAGUACCACAAAUCCAAUCACUUCUUACAAUAAAAUACGGACCAGCCACGAAGACGUGGGUAAUGAAAGAUGUGUAUAAUUUGAUUGAUACUGAACACAUGUUACGCAGUGAAUUCCAAGCCCAUGAUUUCCUUCUUCUUCUUCAACAAAAGCAUAACAAUGACCCCGAAUUUUCUUAUGAAUUCGAGUUGGACAAUAAUAAUCGACUUAAGCAUGUACUUUGGGUAUAUGCAUCACAAAAGCGGCAAUACAUGCGCUUUCAUGACACAAUUGUUUAUGAUAAUACAUAUAAGAGCAAUUAUUUCUCAAUGCCCUUUGGGGUGUUUACAGGCAUCACAAACAAUGGUCUCUCUUACUACGCUGCUAGCACGUUGCUUCGGGAUGAAACGUCUUUAAACAAUGAUCUGGCUAUGUCUAAUGCUAUUCACUCUGUCCUUACCAAUAAACACGGUACUAAGCAUGGCCUUUGUAUCUGGCACAUGUUAAAGAAUAUAAGGUCGAAUAUGACCUCUAAACUUGGAAAAAAAUAUAAUAUGUUUCACGUGGAUCUUAUGAAAUGCUUAAACCAUUAUAUUGAUCAAAAUGAGUUUGAGAACCUGUGGAAUUGUAUAAUGGAAAAUGAUAAUUAUGCCGAGGCAAAGUCAUACCUGGAAGUUCUUAGUUGGUGGCAUGAACGGUGGGCCCUGGCAUAUUUGAAGGAAUAUUUUUUUGCUAAUAUGUCGUCGACACAAAGAGGAGAAUCAAUGAACAGUCUUUUAAAGGGCUUCGUAGACUGUAAAACAAGGCUCACAGAAUUUUUGGCAGCUUUUGAACAUGCACUUUAUUUUCACGAAGAGGUGGAACAUAUUUCUGCUUACAAAGAGCUUGUUCACCCCAUCCCUUCGGAUUUCCCAAAUCCAAUUGAAAACCAGAUCACUAGUUGCCUGACUCGAUAUGCCUGGAAGAAAUUUGAGGCAGAAUGGAGUGAAAAAGAUGCAUAUACAUGUGAGGAAAUAACAGAUAACAAUAGAGUGCAUUGUUUUAAGCUAUCACGUUACGAAAGGCUUGACGUUAUACGUCAUGUCUGCUAUGAUGGCAAGGUACUUGCUUGUUGCUGCUGCAAUCUCGAAUUUGCUGGAAUAGUUUGUCGCCAUUCCCUUGCAGUUGCGGACCUGCCCGAGUUGGAGCUUGCUAAAGACUAUGUCAAUUUUUAUAGCUAUACACAACCACAAGAUACAGGAACUUUAACAUCACAUAAAUCAUUUGGUGAAGGUGACUCUCAAAUCUGGUUUAUGCGUAUCCAUCGACUAUCAAGAGAAAUUGCAAGUAAGGUUGCAAUGGACUCCGACAAAUGUGCAGAUUUUACAUCGUACCUCGAAAAGUAUUUGGAGGCACUAUAUGCCUCUGACGAUGAUCUUGCUUCAACUCAUGAGAAUACUUCAGCAUCCCCUGAGCUUCCAAUAAUCAACAACCCUAUAAGAAGUAAGGCUGUUGGACGACCUAAAAAGGGAAAGAUUAGAAGUGAAAAAGAAAAU
Messenger RNA from Dentiscutata heterogama, 2220 nucleotides. The record is from the annotation of a GenBank genome assembly. NCBI's taxonomy places the organism in Eukaryota, Fungi, Glomeromycota, Glomeromycetes, Diversisporales, Gigasporaceae.